Molecule: messenger RNA, 4638 nt
Organism: Myxocyprinus asiaticus (Chinese sucker)
Lineage: Eukaryota; Metazoa; Chordata; Actinopteri; Cypriniformes; Catostomidae
Product: kinesin-like protein KIF3B
Exons: 9
Coding region: 280-2598 (772 amino acids)
Biological process (GO): microtubule-based movement
Molecular function (GO): ATP binding; microtubule binding; microtubule motor activity
Source: RefSeq, a predicted model, not a curated record
UGCGCUUCCCAGACAGAUCUGCUAGAGCCAGACAUGGCUGACGGAGAUCGUUCCGCGAGAUACGGGUAAUUUUGUAUAUUUUUAACGCUUGGCAGGUUUUAGGGACAAAAAUGCAGCUUGUGGAUAUGAAGGCGACGGCGAUCUUCGGCAUAAUUUACAGGUUAAAACGUUCAGGAUGGCAGAGGCUUUGAUGCUCGCAGCACCAUCACUGUGAAGUUAUACUACAAACUCGUUCAGAGAAGUCAGCACAUACAAAAACAUCAUCCAAAAGCUGUCAAAAUGUCCAAGAGCAAGAGCUUGGAGUCAGUUAAGGUCGUGGUGCGUUGUCGCCCCAUGAAUGAGAAGGAGCGAGUUGCUAACUUCGAGAGGGUCGUCUCUGUAGAUGUGAAGUUGGGCCAGGUGUACGUACGCAACCCCCGAGGUGCAUCCUCCCAUACACACCCCAAAGUGUUCACGUUUGAUUCCGUCUAUGACUGGAACUCAAAGCAGAUGGAGCUCUAUGAUGAAACAUUCCGCCCAUUGGUGGAUUCUGUACUGUUUGGCUUCAAUGGAACCAUCUUUGCAUAUGGCCAGACAGGCACUGGAAAGACUUACACGAUGGAAGGGGUCCGAAAUGACCCUGAGAGGAGGGGCGUCAUCCCAAACUCUUUUGAGCACAUUUUUACGCACAUUUCCCGCUCGCAGAACCAACAGUACUUGGUCAGGGCUUCUUACUUGGAGAUCUAUCAAGAGGAGAUCAGGGACCUUUUAUCGAAGGACCAGUCACGCCGUCUGGAACUCAAAGAGAGACCUGAUACGGGCGUCUACGUUAAAGACCUCUCUUCAUUUGUGACUAAAAGUGUUCGUGAAAUUGAGCAUGUUAUGAAUGUUGGCAAUCAGAACCGAUCUGUGGGUGCCACCAAUAUGAAUGAGCACAGCUCUCGCUCUCAUGCAAUCUUUGUUAUCACGAUUGAGUGCAGCGAGCUUGGCCCUGAUGGGGAGAACCACAUCCGGGUUGGGAAGCUAAACCUUGUUGACCUGGCAGGAAGCGAAAGGCAGACCAAGACUGGUGCACAGGGUGAGCGCUUGAAAGAGGCCACCAAAAUCAACCUUUCCUUGUCUGCUUUGGGAAAUGUAAUCUCAGCACUGGUGGAUGGGAGAAGCACCCAUAUCCCAUACCGUGACUCCAAACUUACCAGACUUCUGCAGGAUUCAUUGGGCGGGAAUGCCCGAACGGUCAUGGUAGCCAAUAUUGGACCAGCUUCCUACAACUUAGAAGAGACUCUUACCACUCUACGCUACGCCAACCGUGCCAAAAACAUUAAGAACAAGCCUCGCGUCAACGAAGACCCCAAGGACGCACUGCUUCGGGAGUUUCAGGAGGAGAUCGCCCGGUUGAAAGAGCAACUGGAAAAAAGAUCUGGCAAGAAGAGGAGAAAAAGGAGGAGGAGGAGAGUUGGGGAAGGAGGAGAGGAAAUAGAGGAUGAGGAAGAUGAUGAAGAGGAUGAGGAUGAAGAAGAAGGAAUAGAUGGAGAUAAGGGCAUUGCGGAUUAUUGGCGGGAGCAACAAGAGAAGCUGGAGAAGGAGAGGAGGGCCAUCAUGGAGGACCACAGCCUGGUGGCAGUGGAAAAACAGCGGCUGCUAAAAGAGAAGGAGAAGAAGAUGGAUGAUCUCCACAAAGAGAAGGAGGCAUCAGAGAUGCUGGCAGCCAAAGUUAAGGCCAUGGAAAGCAAGCUGCUGGUUGGAGGAAAGAACAUUGUCGACCAUACCAAUGAGCAGCAGAAGAUUCUGGAGCUGAAGAGGCAGGAGAUAGCCGAACAGAAAAGGCGGGAAAGGGAGAUGCAGCAGGAGAUGGAGUGUCGUGAUGAGGAGACACUUGAGUUGAAAGAGACCUACAGCUCACUACAGCAGGAAGUGGACAUCAAGACCAAAAAACUAAAAAAGCUCUUUUCCAAGCUGCAGUCUGUGAAGGCAGAGAUUCAGGAUGCCCAGGAUGAACAUGUUAAAUACAGACAGGAGCUGGAGCAGACGCAAAACGAGCUGACCAGAGAACUCAAACUAAAACAUGCGAUCAUAGAGAACUUUAUUCCACUGGAGGAGAAGAACAAGAUUGUGAUGAGGGCCACUUUUGAUGAGGAGGAUGACCUCUGGAAGAUAACGCCCAUCACCCGUAUUCAAAAUGAUCAGCAGAUGAUGAAAAGGCCAGUUUCUGCAGUGGGGUACAGACGGCCUCUGAGUCAGCACGCCCGCGUGGCCAUGUUGAUGCGGCCUGAUGUCAGAUACAAGGCUGAGAAUAUCUUGCUAUUAGAAUUGGACCUGCCCACACGGUACACAAAAGACUACGAGGAGCCAGUGAUAGCGCCUAAAGUGGCUGCCGCUCUGGAGGACGCUCUGAGGGAGGAAGACGAGAUCCAGGUGGAUGCCUCUGGCUUCCAUGCCAGCCUGGGUUCAAGUCCAGGUGUGGGCUUUAGUGCCUCAGCUACUGGGUUUUCCAAGAAACCAAAGUCAGGCCGCCCAAAAACAGGCAAGAAGGUGAGCACCCCAACCUCAGCUCAUAGCCCCCUGUCCGGCUCAGGGUCCCCUCUGUACCCUCAGUCCCGUGGCCUCGUGCCCAAGUGACACCGCCCCCCUCUGUGAAACCCUUCACCCCCCCAUAUGGACUGACUGAAACUGGUAUCAGUGAUGCUUGGCUCAUGAACUGCAAGACAUGGUACUGUUGCUGGUCUUCAAAUCACUCAGUGUCAAGGAAGAUGGUUCUAGCUCCUCCUGGUCCAUUAUUUAAAAACUCACUGUUAGGUCCAAAGUUAAAGCUUGAAACGUGAUGCUUCUUGUAUUUUAGUAGGACAACGCAAAAUGGCAAAUGGUGAAUAGAGAUUUCCAUAGCUUUUUAACUACCUUGUUUUUGGAUGUCAUUUGCCAUACCAUUUAUAGCACAAAAAAAUGUUACAUUUAGCAAGCUUUAAUGUCUUAAAUUUACACGUUAAGUCAUAAUGUACAAUAAUGGAAAUGAAAUGUCAUGGGUAACGCUUGCACUUGAGAAAACAUGUUAUGCAUUUAGUGUGUAUGCAAGUGUGGUUUAGGUCAUUAAGAAGGCUGAGAAAACAGAUGGUCUUAAUAUUAUGUCCAUAUGUGUUAGAUAUGUCUCUCUGUGGGAAUGUUUUAGUGUGGGUGUCUGUGGAUGUUAGUUUGAUCGGUGUACACUUUCCAGUUUUAGGAAUAACAAAUUUCACCAUAUUUACCAGUAGAAAGAGAUGAGAUUUAUGCUGCUUUCGUCCACAGAUGCACUGUAAUGUUAUCAAACACAAGAGUAAGCACAUUAUGUCACUGGCCCUAUCCCAAAACAACUUCAAAGCCUUUUUGACAGGAGCAGGGCUGUGGGAAGGGCCCAGAAAAUGGCUCGUGACCAGGCUACUGUGUAAGUAUUUACUGUAUCCGGUACAUCUUUUGUUUUUUUGUUUGUUUUUUCAAGUUGGAAGUUUGGAAGUGGGGGAUUUAUCAUCACACACAAGAAUAUCAGGGUUCCAAGGUGCCUUAGAUUCUCAUCAAGUACAGAAGUAAGGAGUUCUCCUACUGGCCUGAGAGUCCCUUGACCUGAUCACUGGAUAUUAAAACCUGUAAUCCAAAUCAAAACCCCACAUUUGUGCGAUUUGCAGCCUUUAAAACGUUUUGAAUUAAACUAUAAGUACAGAGUCUGUUGUAUUUGGCAGGCUUAGGUAGGUGGUUGUUUGGAUGUCACACUUGCAAGGUUUUGUAAAUGAAAAUACGCUUUUUGAGUCUUGAAAAGUAAUACAUGAAUUUAAAGUUUGUAUUUUAAACUCAAACCUUGGCUACCCCUCUUUUACCAUACCAUUAAAGGUAACACCAUUUCCGGCUGAUACUGUAGGGUUCUAUAACCCCUUGUGACAAAGCAUACCAUUUAUGUAUAUUAAGAUGUUAGUACAUAAUUCUGCAUUAUCAUUGCAGUUGUAUUAAAAAGUAAUAAAUGCAGUCUUAGGGUUACAUUUAAAAGGCUAACUUAUUACCAUUCCAGUCAAUUUUAUAUUCAAGCAAUUGUAGAUACUUUUUUUUUUUUUUUUUGUCUUAUUUGCUUUGCUUAGAUUUGUAUGGUUUAUUUUUAAAAUCUUUGUUAUUUAAAGUUCUGUACAAAUGUUUAUUUUUGCAUAUGAGAUUUAAAUAUCGUUUUCACGCUUCACUCCAGUCUUGAUGCUGAUAGUCCUGUAAUCUCUGUCCAUAAAGUUGUCUCUUUAAGUUGUAAACAUUUGUAUAAUUGAAAUGUGUUUUUGAACAUGAAUGUUUUUUAUUUAAAUAUACACACUUAAAAUUCAUACCUGACCCCUCUAGGCUGUCCUGUUAUCGCAUAAAUCUUUUGUUGCCGUUACAUUGUUAAAUAUUGUUUGGCAUGACUUAUAGGCUUAAAAAUGAAAUUGUCAUCAGUCCAAUGCUCCAGUACUGUCACAUCUUCCAUGUGGUCAUAUCCAUUGAUGCAUGUGUUUAGUUCUUACAAGCAACCACAAUGAGAAAUUAUUUUAAAUGUUCAUUCACUGAUAUUUUUUUAUCAAAACAUAUGUCUUUGAAUUAAAAUAUUUUACUUUUUAGUUUAUAAUGCAGAAGUCCUCAAUGUCUUUAACCAUCUUUUUUAUUAAAGGAUGAUUAUCUGUU